Molecule: messenger RNA, 526 nt
Organism: Limulus polyphemus (Atlantic horseshoe crab)
Lineage: Eukaryota; Metazoa; Arthropoda; Merostomata; Xiphosura; Limulidae
Product: glycine-rich RNA-binding protein 2-like
Exons: 3
Coding region: 157-393 (78 amino acids)
Source: RefSeq, a predicted model, not a curated record
AGUUUAAAUGUGGUUUUAACGGAGGUUCUUCAGGUGGUAGUUCCGGGACCCUGAUUCUAUGGCCUAUUUUCUCCCCGUUUAAUUUGGUAUAAAAGGUUCUUCUGUGAGUCAAACCAAUCUGAAUUCGAAAAGUAGCUACUGAAAGAUCUGCUCAUUAUGAAGACCUGGAUAUUUCUUCUCAUUGUUUUUGCUGCCAUGGUAGCAGUAGCUUACGGAGGUUACGGUGGUUAUGGUGGACAUGGCGGCUAUGGUGGUCAUGGUGGAGGCUAUGGAGGUUACGGUGGCGGUUAUGGAGGUCAUGGUGGAGGCUAUGGAGGUUACGGUGGCGGUUAUGGAGGUCAUGGUGGCGGUUAUGGUGGUCGUGGUGGCUAUGGAUACGGUGGUUACCACUAAGCAUUAUACGAAUACCCUGAAUAUACAGUAGGAUAAGAAGCGACGGAAGAGGGAUGAAUUUUUCCUUCGUAGCAAUAUUAGAACAUCUGAAAAAUCACGAGGAAAAUAACACGUUCCUUUCUUUACGAAAAUA